Messenger RNA from Drosophila kikkawai, 3844 nucleotides. It is a transcript of the gene mAChR-B, whose product is annotated as muscarinic acetylcholine receptor. Lineage: Eukaryota; Metazoa; Arthropoda; Insecta; Diptera; Drosophilidae. The record is from RefSeq and is a predicted model, not a curated record. Gene Ontology annotation, molecular function: G protein-coupled serotonin receptor activity; neurotransmitter receptor activity. Gene Ontology annotation, cellular component: dendrite; plasma membrane. Gene Ontology annotation, biological process: G protein-coupled receptor signaling pathway, coupled to cyclic nucleotide second messenger; synaptic transmission, cholinergic.
GCCAUUCCGAGGAGGCAAUGUAAGCAUUCGGGGACAAACGUUGACGACAGCAGCACAUUAAGGAGGAACAACUUGAAAUUACCAUUAAGACCGCAGAGGAGCGGGGGAGUGGAGUGGAGAGCGGGCAGCGGGAACAGGACCAGGAGUGGUGAGGAGUGGCAAGGAGAGAAGAGCUGUAGGGUAUGCGGUCGCUCAACAAGUCAACGGGCCUCCAGGGCGGCGAGGAAGAGGCUGGCCUCAAUGGCAACUCCAGCGACUCCAUCUAUUCCAUCAAGAACCAGUGGAUAACCGACUGGAGCCUCCGCAAGGAACGCGAGAAGCUGUGCAGUAUCCUGUUCAAGCGAGUCCUAACCCAUGCCGAAUGCAAACGCCUCCUGGAGGCAGCCAAGAUCUAUGGCGAGAGCAGUGACUUUAGCUCCUGGUCGGUGAACGAUCAACUGCAAUGGUACCGUAACUUCGAUGUGAACCACACCAACGUUCUGCUGGGUCUGAGGGAUAACUCCUCUGCUAGUGGAAGUUCCACCCUAGCGGAGUCAAAUGGCGACGCGGAAGUGCUUGGUCCUGUUCUGCCGCCCUUUGCCCUGUGGCAGACGAUCCUCAUUGCCAUCUGUCUGGCUAUCUGCAUUAUCCUGACGGUAGGCGGCAAUAUCCUGGUACUCCUAGCCUUCAUCGUGGACAGAAACAUCCGGCAGCCGAGUAACUACUUUAUUGCUUCGCUGGCAGCCACGGAUAUGCUGAUAGGAACCGUUUCAAUGCCCUUUUACACGAUAUACGUUUUAAAGGGCUACUGGGACCUGGGUCCAAUGCUGUGCGAACUGUGGCUAUCCGUGGACUAUACAGUGUGCCUGGUGUCCCAGUACACGGUGCUGCUGAUCACCAUCGAUCGCUACUGCUCCGUUAAGAUCGCGGCAAAGUACCGCAGCUGGAGAACGCGGACGCGGGUGAUCUACAUGGUAACAAUCACUUGGAUCAUACCUGCCCUGCUCUUUUUCAUCUCGAUUUUUGGUUGGGAGCACUUUACCGGCAAACGUGACCUUUUGCCCGGCCAGUGUGCUGUGCAGUUUCUCAAGGAUCCCAUUUUUAACACCGCCCUGAUUAUUGGCUACUACUGGACCACAUUGAUUGUGCUCUUCGUGCUCUACGCCGGAAUUUACAAGACGGCUUACGAUAUGCAGAAACGCAGUGAGGCGAAGCAGCGCAAGAUGCAGUCCAUGGUGGCCCUUAGUGCGGGAGCAAUGUCCGGAAUGGCAGGCCAUGCGGCCGGCAUAGGUGUGAUCGAGGAGAAGAUUCUGAAGACCAAGGUGGAGCUGGCCGGUGAUCAGACUGAUCUAGAUAGUGCCUGUACCACGGUGAUCAAGCGGCUAAGUGGUUCUGGCCAGGCCAAUCCCCUGGCCACGGCCACGGAGGAAGUGGAGAAGAUGACCCCGGAACAGCGAAGAGCCUCGGCGGCUAAGAUCCAGGAAGAGGCCAAGAAGCGAGAGGCUGCCGUGGAGGCAGAGAAGAGCGAGCGAUCCAGCAGUCCCGCCUUCGACUCCGACGAGGAGUCCUCGGUGAACCAGGCCCAGCAGCUGAUCACCCAGCAGAAGCUAAACAACAUGCGGAAGCGCUCAUCAAUCGGACUGGUGUUCGGUGCCCAGGCGGCUCUGCUGGCCACCCGGAGCAAAGGUAACUUGCAGAAGAGCACCACCAACUCCAAGUCCAUCGAGGCCAUGCACCAGUACCACCAACACCACCAGAACCAGCACCAGGGUGCCGGGUUGCAGCGGGCCCAAAGCAAGGAAGAGGUGCGCUCCGUGCACCAUCAGAAACAGCACCAUUACCACCAGAACCAGCACCCGGCAAACCCACCGCUGGACCGGCCCAAGCGCACCUCCUGCUCCACUUUGUCCCAAAUAGCCGAGCAUGAUCGCCUGGUCGACCUGACAACCCCUGGCCCAGUGCCUCCAGCUUCCAGCUCCUGUGACCCCCUGUCCCCCGUCGAUCUGGCGCCGAUCGAGGUGCCCAGCGACGAGGUGCAUCCGGGUCUGGUGCAGACCAUCCUGCCGCCUCCCGACGCCUUCCAGUGUCCCACCCCGCUGUCCGAGGACUACUCGGACCGUCCGUUCGGCAACAGUUCGGGGAACAGUGAGUUGGCCUUGACCUACGACCUGAUGACCAACUCGGAGCUACGAUACAUGGACGAGAGUUCCGCCAUGCUGGCCAGUGUUUCGGCGGCGGGGAAUGCCAGCAUCUCGCCAAACAACAGUGUACAGGGAAAACCAUCACCUGUCCUGCCUCCACCACCGCCCGCACGCAGAAAUCCUCCGGCGAAACAAAAUCCCGGUCAGAUCCUCAGCCAAACCCCCAGCCAAAACCAGAGUCCCAGCCAGAGCAUGAGCCUGAGCCUCAACCUGAAUCCGAAUCACAACCAGAGUCAGAAUCAGAGCCAGAGUUUCGAGGAGGCGGUGGCCAUUGAAAAACGUCUUCUCGUCUCGUACACAGGCAUCGAGGACUUUGCCAAGGUGAGGCGCGAGAGCUGCAUCGAGGCCAUUUGCCUGCUGGACGUGCCCGGGAAGCUUGUGGUGGACUGCCCGCACCGACGUGCCUCCAGUCCCAUGGAGACGAGCAGCAAGGAUGCCAUUCUGUACUCUCCAAUGCCGCCACCCCUGUCGCCCAAGGUAAAGACCCAGACGCCGACGCAGACGGGAACCCCGGCGACAGUUGCUCCACAGCUACCGCUGGAGCGGAUCGAGGAGCGGGAGACCUCGGAUAGCAAUACUAAUAAGAUGCCAUCCACGUCGGGCACCACCAGCAGUACGGGUGGUGGCUGCGGCGGCGGCAUCAGCGGAGGUGACACCACCAAGAGAGAACCCGAGGAGGAAGAUGCCCCCAUGGAGGAGAAGGGUCUGGCCGGCAGUCGUAACUCCAGCAAGCGAGCCUUCAUCCAUUCAAUAGGCAAGCACUUUAAGAGCAAGAAGGCCCUGCCCCUGAUCAUCGGAGUGGGCGGCCGACAGAAGUCAAAGUCGGAGAAUCGUGCCCGCAAAGCGUUUCGCACGAUCUCGUUCAUCCUGGGCUGUUUUGUGGCGUGCUGGACGCCCUACCACGUCCUGGCCCUGGUCGAGGGCUUCUGCAGGAAUCCGCCCUGCACCAACGAGCACCUGUACAUGUUCUCGUACUUUCUCUGCUACGCCAACAGCCCGAUGAACCCCUUCUGCUAUGCCCUGGCCAACCAGCAGUUUAAGAAGACCUUUACGCGCAUCCUCAAGGGGGAUCUGCACAUGACCUAAGCGUUGUUUAAGAGAGAUCUAGGAUGGUUGAGAUAGGCCGGUGGCUGAACCUAAGGAUCUCCCAAGGAAUCCUAUUUAGCAUUGCACUUUCUACGCGAGGACCAGGCCCUUGUGAGCCCCGAGAGCCUGGCGCCUUCAAUGAUCCUAACCCAGAAACCUCCCGCUAGGCCAAUAAGUUUUCUAUCAAAAGUGCUCCGCUAAAUGGAAUAAUUCUAGGUUCUCGGUCACCGGCAAAUCAAGUAGAACCGUAGGACACUCAUUGAAUUCAAAAUUUAAUCGGUGGGAGAGAGAAGAGUUAGGUAUUUGUAAGUAGCCAAAGGUAUGUGCUCUAGUUAGUAUCGUUCGUGGGGGGGGGUCUAUCAGUGGGAUACAUCUAGGUCUAGAAUGGCACUAAGCGGGGCGAAAUGUUUUAGACAAUAAAUAUUUUAAUGUUAAUAACCUAUCUAUGCUAAUCACACAAGAUAAAUAAAUAAUGAUAACAAAAUAUACCUUAAAUAGUGUAACCUAAGAAUAAACAAAUUAAACGAGACUAGAAGGCCCCGAAACAAUAACACUCAUUACAUAUCCCUGAAGAAUAU